CCACAAAGCCCAUUGAAACCAGAACCACACUUCCUCCCAUCGGCGUUUAAACGUGACCGUAGAGAACCGGGACCAGCACGGUGGUUGUUGGAGACGGAAGAGAAUGGUUGGAAGUUCGUUGGGUGGGUUGCAAGAGCACCUCAAGCUAGCCAGAGAGUACGCUCUCGAAGGACAGUAUGACACCUCCAUCAUCUUCUUCGAUGGUGCUGUUGCUCAGAUCAACAAGCACCUGAAUUCUCUUGAUGACCCUUUACUUCGUUCGAAAUGGAUGAAUGUUAAGAAAGCGCUAUCUGAGGAAACAGAAGUAGUAAAGCAGUUAGAUGCAGAGAGAAGUGCUUUUAAAAAUAACCCCAUUGGAAGACGCCCUCCCUCACCUCCGAUAUCUACUAAAUCGUCAUUCGUUUUUCAGCCAUUAGAUGAGUAUCCUACGUCAUCGAGUGGUCCGAUGGAUGAUCCUGAUGUGUGGAGGCCACCUAGUAGAGAUACCAGUAGAAGACCCACAAGGCCUGGCCAAAUGAGUACUCGGAAGUCAGAUGGGGCAUGGGCUCGAGGUGCUACUCCAAGAGGGGGUGCGACUGGGCGUGGUGCAAAGGCCGGUGCAACAAGUAAGGUUAACACAGGGACCCGAGCAUCAACUACCGGAAAGAAAAGUGGUGUUUCUGGGAAGGCUGGCAAGACAGAUUCAGUUAUUAGUGAUGCUGAAGAAAGUAAGUCAAAGAAGUCACAAUAUGAAGGUCCUGAUCCUGAGUUGGCUGAAAUGCUUGAAAGGGAUGUGUUAGAAACCUCUCCUGGAGUGAGAUGGGAGGAUGUCGCUGGGCUUACUGAAGCAAAAAGGCUUCUAGAAGAAGCUGUUGUGCUUCCCCUAUGGAUGCCGGAAUAUUUCCAGGGAAUUAGGAGACCAUGGAAAGGUGUCCUCAUGUUUGGUCCUCCAGGAACUGGGAAGACACUUCUUGCUAAAGCAGUUGCUACUGAAUGUGGGACCACUUUCUUUAAUGUUUCUUCUGCAACUUUGGCUUCUAAAUGGCGUGGAGAGAGUGAGCGCAUGGUGCGGUGUUUGUUUGAUCUUGCAAGAGCAUAUGCACCAAGUACAAUUUUCAUUGACGAAAUUGAUUCUCUGUGCAAUUCUAGGGGGGCAUCUGGAGAGCACGAAUCAUCCAGAAGGGUGAAAUCUGAACUUCUAGUUCAGGUUGAUGGUGUAAGCAAUACUGCCACAAAUGAAGAUGGAAGCCGUAAAAUAGUAAUGGUCUUGGCAGCUACUAACUUCCCAUGGGACAUAGAUGAGGCACUGAGGAGAAGGCUGGAAAAGCGUAUAUAUAUUCCUCUUCCAAAUUUUGAGAGUCGUAAAGAGCUGAUCCGAAUUAAUUUGAAGACUGUUGAGGUGGCCCCUGAUGUCAAUAUAGAUGAAGUGGCUCGCCGGACAGAUGGCUAUAGUGGAGAUGAUUUGACAAAUGUCUGUCGUGAUGCUUCCUUGAAUGGUAUGAGACGUAAAAUAGCAGGAAAGACUCGUGAUGAAAUCAAGAACAUGUCGAAGGAUGAUAUUUCAAAGGAUCCUGUUGCCAUGUGCGAUUUUGAAGAAGCUUUGGUAAAGGUCCAACGAAGUGUUUCUCAGGCUGACAUUGAACGCCAUGAGAAGUGGUUUCAUGAAUUUGGAUCAGCUUAAAGAGACUUGGGAACGCCAACGACGGUAGUUUUGUUUUUAAUUUUGUACUACCACUUUGGUUCUUUGUUGGGUGAGUUGUUUGUGUCUAUUGUUUGUUGAUAUUUCAUAUGUUCCUUGAGGGGGUUCAUUGGAGUAUUAUGUUGUUGGAGGGAUCUUCAAUUGUUAAUCUGUAUCUGUGAACUUUGAAUAUCAAUGUAAUGUAAUCUAUAUGCUACUUUGAAUGC
This is a messenger RNA of Lotus japonicus, 1884 nucleotides long. RefSeq names its product katanin p60 ATPase-containing subunit A1. The transcript is spliced from 7 exons. Gene Ontology annotation, cellular component: microtubule cytoskeleton. Gene Ontology annotation, biological process: microtubule severing. Gene Ontology annotation, molecular function: ATP binding; microtubule severing ATPase activity; ATP hydrolysis activity. NCBI's taxonomy places the organism in Eukaryota, Viridiplantae, Streptophyta, Magnoliopsida, Fabales, Fabaceae. The record is from RefSeq and is a predicted model, not a curated record. Bases 104 to 1660 code for a protein of 518 amino acids.